GCCUCCCCCCCUCCCCCCCUCCCCUUCCGACGUGGGGGCCCGCCAUUGAACCCCCCCCUCCCCCAUCAUCCACCUCAGCACCACAGGUGAGGAGGGGGGAAAAAUCGAGAGAAUUCGACGGCGGAUGGUGACAACAUGAAACCCUAACUUCAAGAGGCAAGAUUAAGAAAGAAGCUUUCAAUGGUCUCCUAUCAGAACUCUCCUGAAAUUGUUUCAUCACUCAAUUGCCAGUGUUGACGGUGGUCUCUUGGACUGUUGUAUCUUGGAGGAGAGGGAGCUGGUGGAAAAGAGAAUAUUGGAUCGCCCAAAAAUGUUUGGACAGAAAAGACACCGACUCCUACAAAGUCGGUAAUCUUACUAUCCAAGUUGAAAACAUGUGACGUUCUUCUGACAGUUGGGAGCCAGAGAGAGAGAGACAGACUGAUAAUCGUGCAGGCUUGCGAUCAUGAUGUUUCGGGAUCAAGUUGGUGUGCUAGCUGGGUGGUUUAAAGGAUGGAAUGAAUGUGAGCAGACAGUAGCCCUGUUAUCUCUGUUGAAGAGGGUCAGUCGGACCCAGGCUCGCUUUCUUCAGAUCUGCUUGGAGCAUUCGCUGGCCGACUGCACUGACAUCCACAUACUAGAAGGUGAAGCCAAUGAUGCUGCUUUCAUCAGCCAAUGGCAUCAGGAUCCAAAGGAAAAGGUUGUUCUACAAUUGCUUUCCCAUCUUCCUUUACUUCAGCCUGGGAAUGUGGAGGCAAAGUCGGAAUAUAUGAAACUGCUCCAAAAGGUGUUGGCCUAUUCCAUCGAUAGCAAUCUCUUCAUCGAAGAGAGUAGACAGCUGUUAUCCUAUGCACUAAUCCAUCCUGCCACAUCACUGGAUGACCGGAGCUCUCUAGCCUUAUGGCUAACCCACUUGGAGGAACGCAUUUCAACCAACUACAGUUCACAAAAUGUGAGCCCAGCAGACUCUAUUUACACAGGAGUGUACAACCAAAAUCAAAGGCAGAAUGUUGAAGACAAGCUAAAUGAAUGGCAGAGUCGAGCAGACAGUGGCAUGUGCAUAACUGUCCCUGCUUGGCAGGACAAGCCAAUGACUUGUGAGAAUGGACAUUUGCCUCUGCAUACAUCUGCAUCGGUGCCAUCUGCUAUCAACAACAUUGGAAGCAAUGCAAGUACAGUUCUCCAAGGCCAAACUCAAACCAACCACAGUCCUCUCAAGCGCUCAGUUUCCCUCACCCCACCAAUCAAUAUGACAAACCAGUCUGCAGUCAGCGAGUGGAUGUCUCCAGAUGAAUUACGUACCAGAGCCGUCUACGCCCCAUCAGACCAUGCACCCCUCUCCCCGCAGAGCAGUAUAGCCUCUUCUGGGAGUGGUGGCAGUGAGCAGACUGAAGAACAAGGGUCAAAUCGCAAUACAUUUCAGGAGGAGGGGAGUGGCAUGAAAGACGUGCCCACUUGGUUAAAAAGUCUUCGGCUACACAAGUAUGCAUCCCUCUUCUCUCAGCUAACCUAUGAGGAGAUGAUGACCCUGACCGAACACCAGCUAGAAUCUCAGAAUGUCACAAAGGGAGCACGGCAUAAAAUAGCCUUGAGCAUUCAGAAGUUACGUGAGCGACAGGGUGUGCUGAAAUCCUUAGAAAAGGACAUUCUCGAGGGAGGAAAUCUUCGCAAUGCUCUUCAGGAGCUGCAGCAGAUAAUUAUAACACCAAUCAAGGCUUAUACAACACCUCAAAUGACCCCCAAAGAGGGUCAUGAGACAGACCCCAAUAACUCCUGCAAUACUAUACCUGGACUGGGCACAGACAGUCGAACAACCAAAGCAGCUGCCGAGAAGGAUUCUACGUCUGAUGGCUUUCAGACCCAGGGCGUGUCAACGUGCGAUGGAGAGUCAGCCGCAGCUCCUGUAUCUGAAGGUGAUAUUCCUGGACAGUUCACCAGAGUCAUGGGAAAAGUUUGCACUCAGCUGCUGGUGUCCAGACCAGAUGAAGAAAAUAUAAGCUCUUACUUGCAGCUCCUAGAGAAGUGCCUGGCUCAUGAGGCUUUUACCGAAACACAGAAGAAAAGACUAUUCUCAUGGAAGCAGCAAGUGUUUAAGCUGCUGAGGUCUUUUCCUAGGAAGGCCUUGCUAGAAAUGCCAGGCGUUCGCCAGAGAAGCUGGGGUUUCAGUCAGUCGAGUUCCCUUCCCACAGCCGGCUCUGUGGUUGGCGGACUAGGCAGGCGAGGCCAACGGCCAUUCCAGGUGCCUCCACGGGGUCUGUCUGCAAACCGCAUGGGUCUGAUUGGCACUUCAGCUGCUAGUCUGGGUGGUGUUUCUCCAAGGCAUACGCUUAAUCCAUUGACAAGUCAAGGGAGGCAGAACCUAUGGUUUGCGAACCCAGGUGGCAGUAAUAGCAUGCCAAGUCAAAGUCGCAGUUCUGUGCAACGGACAUACUCACUACCUGUGCAUACCUCCCCACAGGCCAUCCUGAUGUUCCAGCAGCCAGAAUGCCAAGUGCCAGUAACAGAACCUGAGAUUAAUACCAGACUAGAAUCUCUGUGUCUCAGUAUGACCGAGCACGCCUUAGGAGAUGGAGUGGACAAGACAUCAACUAUUUAGUACGCUGUACUUAGCUUGUGAACACUUAAUGAAAGACUGACAUUACACAGCAGCUGCAGGAAAUGCCACUGAAGUUUGAGGGUCACUACACCUUAAAAUGUAUAUCUUCGCUGAUCUUUAUUUAACCUUCGGGGAAAUAGACCGAUUACCAAACUACUUCCGGUCCAUUUUCCAGUAUAUUUUUGUUUUAAUGUUUUUUUUUUCAGUACCCAACUGGUAAAAGGUUCUGAACCGGUACAAAUAAAUCAUAUAGUUCAAAUUUUAAUUUAAAUAAAACUGGGAACUACAAUAAAAUUAGUGAUUGACAGUGUAAGGUGGUGAGCAGUGCUCAUGACAGGAAGAACGGAGACGGGAACUCUUGAUUGAUAUUACAAUGGUCUUAACAGAAACCUGUACAUGCUGUACUGUCAUGCAGGUCUGGUACCCAGUGUAGACAGUACUAGGCAGUAGUACAGGUCUGGCUUUUGCAUCUGUCUAUCACUAAUUUAACCUAAAGUCUCUGGUCAACUGUCAGUGAUGCAUACAACUUAACCAUUAAAGUUUUAGAAUAUGUAAAAGAGGUAUUCUGUUCUGAAGCCCACAUUACUUUUAAAAACAAAAAUCGUUAUCCAGUGUGCUCUAACUGCCUUCAGUUAACCGGCUGCAAGGAGAAUUAAUCACUGUGGUAAAUAAAAUGAGGAAACAAUUGACCUUUUUUAUCUGAUGUUAUAGUGUUGCUAAUAUUCAUCUGCAUAUUUAUGCUUGUAUUGACAGCAGAAAUAGAUCUGUGAACAGCUACCGCAUAGCACAGUUUUGACUAAAUUCUCUCCCUUGUCGCUUUGUUCUCCCUUCAUGGUUGAUCUAGUUUGGUUUCAUAAAUAUUGAUGUAUUAUAGGAGGCAUUUCACAAUGAAGUUCCCCUACUCCCACCUUUUUUUCAAACUUAUCAGGGUUCUUGAAGGAGUCUUGAUGCCUUUCACUUAGGCUGUGGGUAAUUUCUUUUUUGUUUGUUUUGAAAUUUCAUGGAUAUCAACUCUAUUUUGGGAAUUUGGACCAAUGUGAUCACACUGACUUCCAGAACACUGGCAAUGAGUUGAAGUGUUUGAGGUGGCAGGAGGAGUUCAAAAUGGCAGUUGGCUCUUCCAGUGGGAUUACUACUCUUGUCUGGAUUUAGAGAAAUUUCACAGAAAUAAAAGACCUUAAAGUUUUGUUGAAGCAACACCUGUGAGCAAACAGACCGUCUAAAAUACCCUCUAGGAGCUGGCAUUUCCAAUGCUUAGCCUGCUUAAACUAAGGGAAUGUCUUUGAUAUUGGAUCCUGACUAUUAAAAAUUAGGAUCUGAUUUUCUUGACCGCUGAAGAAUAAACUGGAAAUUGGCCCUUCCCUCAACCUCCUCCACUAUAAUGUCCACCUUCAUCACUGUGAGCUUAUGAACCCAGAGUAGAACAUAGCAAAAAAAAAGUUUAGUCUUGUACCAGAACAGUUGAGAAUCUUGCUGCAGAAAUUCUGGGAUUAAACCUGUCACUCACCCAUUUCAGCAAGCCCUGCUCUGGGAUUAAACCUGUCACUCACCCAUUUCAGCAAGCUCUGCUCCGUGUCUUAGGAUGGAAUUCAGGGUCUGUCCUGAUGCUUUACGUCUAACAUGAAUUUUGCCAAAUUGGCAAAAUCUAGACCAGCAAAUGAGUUGGUGGGAGGGGCAGGGGAGAAGAGCUUAUGAAUCUAGUUUUGCUGCAGGGCACUCCAGUUUUAUUCCUGAUCAGUGACAUGGCAGGAAUUUAAACACCAAAUAAAUCUGAGGGAUCAGACAGUCUCACUAAGACUUUGUACUGAUAAUUCCGUUUUUUUUUGGUUGUUCGUGCUGCCCGUGAACAGAAAUCUUUUGUAGCCAAAUGGUGAGACACUGGUGUUUGACUUUUUCAAGCAUGUUUGCAUUUCAUGUUGCUUUCAUUUGACAGGGAAUAUAUAAACUUAUAAAUGCAGGCAAAUUGCACAAACAACAAUCUCCUGCCUCCAAUUGGAGACACUUGUUUGGGGGUGGAAAAGAAACAGUCUCUUUCUUCAUUCAUCCAAAUGCAAUAUUGACAGCAAAAAACUCUUUUUCUGCAUUUUUGUAAUGUGGUGUGUUCAGAACACAAUAUUUCUUCUUGUAAUGAUGCAAGAAAGGUAACCUUAUUUUUUUUGAAAAACUUAACUAAGGAAGCGAGAAGUUAGGGAGAUGUGUAUUUGUGUAACCCUCCCUGAUCGCUUACAGUUGCAUUUAAAGAGAAUUCAUAGGUCAUAAUUUUCUAGCAUGAGGCACAGAAUGGGAGGGGGGAGGGGAUGUGUAUGUUCAAAGAAGGAAGGUUUCAUGUAUAUAGUAAAUGUAUGUAUGGAAAAGUGAGAUUAAUUCUCAAAAGGGUAUCAGUUAUAUAAGGGUCUGUUUAUAUGAAUCACAUUUUGUUUUUUGGAGUCUUGUGGCUUCAGCAAAGAAGUUUUAUGUGUUUACAUUUUAGGAGGGGGACAUGCACAACACAUGCAUGACUUUAAAUGACUUUGGAUAUCAUAAUGAUCCUGUCGCACUGACCAAUAGACAUGUUCUCAACUUGCCUCAGUGCUGUUCCAGCUGCCAUCGUCUUGAAGAGGCGAGCACAGGGGUAGGAAAACCAGCGCCCACUCCCAGAGCAGACUCUAAAAGAACAAAGAAUUUGAUUGUCCCAUGCAAGGAAUCACCUGUACUCAUAAAUUCUCUUCCUUUUUGCAUAAUUGUUUUGUCCGUUUCUCAGUACAGAUGCUGAGUGGCUGCCCUAAUUAAAGUAGGGGUAUAAGGCAGCUGAUCAUCCUGUUCAUGAAAAGAAUGGAAGUGAACCUUUCCUAGUCACCUAAUUCCUUGUUCUAAGAACAUGAAAACCCAAAUUCUAGUGACAAGAUAGAAGAAGAUAGAGGCAAGUACCUGAGAAGUACUUUCCACAGGAUCCAACUGGAAAAAUAAUUUGUUCAGCAUGUUAUUUUACACAAUUAGAAAUCCCUGUUGAGAUUUGUGCCCAUGAUUUUUGCAACUUCUGCAUGAAAUUUACUUUAACAACUCCUACCUUACAGCUGCAGGAAAAAUAUUCUUUUUAAAAAAAGAUUUCUACAAAAGCCAUGGGUACGUUCUAAAACUGGGUGCCUUGUAUGCCAAGUUGGCUGAUUGACCUAACUGCUGGCAUUUAACUCUGUGUGAGAUUUAUCCAGGCUCUGAAGGGAAGGUAAAAUGAGGGUGGUCUUUCCAUUCCAAAAUACAUGAUAGUUUCCUGCUCCUUAUGUGCCUUCAGAAUGCAAGGGUUAAUAUUUCUAACUCCUUUAUCGUUUUUGCUUUUGAAAUACAGCAACCUGUCCCUUAUAGUUUAUAGUUUUAUAAUUCAUAAAAUGAUGUCCCUAGAUGUGUUUUGCAUCACUUGUUUGAACACUGCUGCAGAACAUGGUUCAUUAUUGCACUUUGCUCAAUGUGCUGGCCAUUUCUGUUACUGAGCUGUGGGGAGACUGGCUUUGUUUUUGCUUGCAAGGUUUCCCUGGCCCUUUCAGAGGCUACAGUUUCAUAUACUGUCUCUAAAAACAGUUUAUGACUGCAGCUAAGCACUGAAAUUGCCAUCUGUUUAUGUUGCUUGGUGUCAUGGGUGCUAAAUUGUCAGUGGAAAACCAAGACUUGUCACCAUCUAGACUUUUUUUAAAAUACGAUCUGAUAAAUUUAAGUCAGGCUUGAAUUUUCAACUUCCAUCAACCUUUACAAAGUUGGGUGCAAAGUGUGGUGAUGAGAGACCAAUAUGGAGUCUCCAGAAUGUGAUUAUUUUCCAACUGUGUGUAGAGGUGAUAGAUAAAUUGUUAUGCCAUCUAGGUAGGAGGCACUGUUAUAUAGUAAACUUUUUUUAUAAUCUCUUCCCUUUUAAAGCUGUUUGCUUCUCAAUUAGCUGGAAUGUGCACCCCUGCCUCGGCCCCACAUUGUACUUGUACAAAUGCAGUGAAGCAGUCUAAUACUUGGCCCUUUUGAGUUGUCAUUUUUUUAAUAUAUUUUCUAAGCCCCAACCCAAUUCUGUCCCUCUUCCUAUUCAACUGAACUCUGAAACCAUUUGGAGCCCUGCCAUUAAUGCAUGGUGAGAUUGCAAAGUUCACUCCCUAAAGGAUAUUUCUGCAGUGUUGGUAAAAGGCUGACGUAUGACUAAGUGGAGAACAAUGUCACGAGCUACAUUAUCCAUCAUUUUUUGCUAAAAUUAAAUGACAUAAAAAUGUAGAUAUGCCCCAAAAGUCAUUGUGUAAAUUCUUAUGAAUCUUCUGUUAAAUAUACAUUUUGCCUAUUGGAUUUAGUGGAUUUUCAGACUAUUGAUUGGUAUCAGUGUUGCAAGUGCUGCAGGGACUGUAAGUCCAGAUGAGUUGAAUGUUUAAAUAUUUUUCCCCUUCCUGGAGAAGUCUCGUUUUUUUCGCAGCAGCCCAGGUAGUGAGGGGAAGGGAAGGGGAACUUUGUAUGUAUUGCAUGGAGCUGGAAUAUCAGAGGACAUGUUAGUAAUUAACUCACCCUGAUCUUCCUUUUCACUCCCACCCCAGCCAUGAAAGACUGCAGAAUGCAUAAACAUUCUGCAUCGCUGUUCCAUUAGAAUUUUUUAAAAGCAAAAAAUAUACUAAUUUUAAACAUUGGGGCCUAAUGAACAAUUGAUUUGCUUUCCUGAGAACAAUUCCUGUUAUAAAAUAAUUUUGAAUCAUUUCUGUUAUUCACAGUACAAUGUCAACUUGAUUUAAAUUUAAAAUGCAGAUCGUAACUCAUAAGUAUACCUUUCACAGCAGUCUGGUAAAUCUCACACUGAGCAUCUUCAGAAUGCAGUUCUGCAGAAGUUUCAAUUUGCUGUCUGUGUCUUUUAGUAUUCAGCCAAUGCAACAAGGCAGUCGUUUAAUGUCAAGCCAUUUAAGGAAUCUUCCCUGUCCUUUCCUUUAGACCAAGUAAAACGAGAUUAGGGUUUUAUAAAUAUCCCACUUUACCACCCUUGAGUGUAUUGGUCUGUUUAAGAGAUUUCUUUUUUGGUAUCAACAGUUGUACAGCUGCCCAGGGCAUUGCCAUAGCAACAAUUUCCUGUUUGAGAAUAACACUUGAAAUUAGAGGCUUGAACUGGGUAUAGAGGGGCAGGCUCCCCUGUAAGGCUCAACCCAGUUCCUAUUCAGACAUCUGCCCACUGUAUGAUGCAGCCUGGUAUAUUUUGUGAGUGUUGAGUGUUUAUGUGAGGUAUAUAUUGCACCACCAUCUGGGUAAAUUGACAAAAGAAACGAACGGCCACUUCAAUCUGUUUCCAUUCCAGACCUUGAGUGGAUAAUUUAUGGUAGCAAUUACACUAUUUAACUGACCCAUUAAUAGGUAAUAUUCAUUUAUAAAAAUGCAGACUGACUCAGAGCAUGUAAAAUAAAGCUUGUUACAGGCCCUGAUGCGA
Molecule: messenger RNA, 7979 nt
Organism: Hemiscyllium ocellatum (epaulette shark)
Lineage: Eukaryota; Metazoa; Chordata; Chondrichthyes; Orectolobiformes; Hemiscylliidae
Product: protein Smaug homolog 1-like
Exons: 13
Coding region: 446-2575 (709 amino acids)
Biological process (GO): negative regulation of translation; nuclear-transcribed mRNA poly(A) tail shortening; regulation of mRNA stability
Cellular component (GO): P-body
Molecular function (GO): translation repressor activity; mRNA binding; protein binding
Source: RefSeq, a predicted model, not a curated record